UGUCUCCGGCUUCUUUCGGGCGGAGCUCGGCUCGGGCUCGGCUCUCUUCGGCCGCGCUCGGCCGCGGCCCCGGAAGCGCUCCCAUGGAGCCGGGACGGCCGGCUUCCCGCCUGGCCAUGGCCCCGCUGCUGGAGUACGAGCGGCAGCUGGUGCUGGAGCUGCUGGAGGCCGACGGGCUGGUGGUGUGCGCCCGCGGGCUCGGCGCGGACCGGCUUCUCUACCACUUCCUCCGGCUGCACAGCCACCCGGCGUGCCUGGUGCUGGUGCUCAACACGCAGCCGGCCGAGGAGGAGCAUUUUAUCAACCAGCUGAAGCUGGAUGGCGUCAACCACCUCCCCCGCCGUGUGACCAAUGAAAUUGCUAGUAACAGUCGCUACGAGGUGUACACGCAGGGCGGGGUGAUCUUUGCCACCAGCCGGAUCCUCGUGGUUGAUUUCUUGACGGACAGGAUACCUUCCGAUUUAAUUACUGGCAUCUUGGUGUACCGAGCUCACAGGAUCAUCGAGUCCUGUCAGGAAGCCUUCAUCCUGCGCCUCUUUCGCCAGAAGAACAAACGUGGUUUCAUCAAAGCCUUCACAGACAACGCAGUGGCCUUUGACACUGGCUUCUGCCACGUGGAAAGGGUGAUGAGAAACCUCUUUGUCCGGAAGCUCUACCUGUGGCCCAGGUUCCAUGUGGCUGUGAACUCAUUCUUGGAACAGCACAAACCUGAGGUGGUAGAAAUCCACGUUUCUAUGACGCCGGCCAUGCUGGCCAUCCAGACUGCCCUGCUGGACAUCCUGAACGCGUGUCUCAAGGAGCUCAAGUGCCAUAACCCGUCGCUCGAAGUGGAAGAUUUAUCCCUAGAAAAUGCGAUUGGGAAACCUUUUGACAAGACCAUCCGCCAUUACUUGGACCCUUUGUGGCAUCAGCUGGGAGCCAAGACCAAGUCCCUGGUUCAGGAUCUGAAGAUCCUACGCACCUUGCUGCUAUAUCUCUCUCAGUAUGACUGCGUCACCUUCCUCAACCUCCUGGAGUCACUGAGGGCGACCGAGAAGGCGUUUGGCCAGAAUUCAGGGUGGCUAUUUCUUGAUGCCAGCUCCUCGAUGUUUGUGAAUGCUCGAGCACGGGUGUACCGUAUUCCAGACACCAAACUGAACAAAAAGGACAAGAUACCAGAAAAAGUGGAGAUGAAAGAAAAGCAAGAGACAAAGAGGGAGCUGGUCCUCGAGAGCAGCCCCAAGUGGGAAGCCCUGACGGAAGUGCUGAAGGAAAUCGAGGCAGAGAACCAGGAGAGCGAAGCCCUGGGGGGUCCAGGCCAGGUGCUCAUCUGCGCCAGUGACGACCGGACGUGUGCCCAACUGCGGGAGUAUCUGUCCUGCGGCGCUGAGGCCUUCUUACUGAGGCUCUACCAGAAAACCUUCGAGAAGGAGAAGGACGGCCCAGCCGAGGAGGAGUGGGCGAGGUUCCGGAAGGAGGACGGCACCAGGAGAGGAGUGAAAUCCGGCAAAGGACCCAGGGACCCCAAGGGCCGCGCUUUGGCCCCGGCCAAAGAGAAGACGGCGAAGAGGAAGAAGCUGACCCUUACGCAGAUGGUGGCCAAGGCUGAGGAGCCGGAAGGGAAAGGGGAGGCCCCAGUGGGCCUCGCUGGAGACCCAAGCAGCAGCCCAGAAGGCUGCCUGGGAGAAGCCACGCCUGAGGACUUCACCGUAAACGUGUCGUCGGACGCUGCCUAUGGCCUCCUCAGGGACCCCCUGACCAUCAUCCACCCACUGCUGGGGUGCAGCGACCCCUAUGCCCUGACCAGGGUUCUGUACGAGCUGGAGCCAAGAUACGUGGUUCUGUACGACGCCGAGCUGACCUUCGUGCGGCAGCUCGAGAUUUACAGGGCAAGUAGACCUGGCCGACCUCUGAGGGUCUACUUCCUUAUCUACGGGGGGUCGACCGAGGAGCAACGCUACCUCACCGCCCUGCGGAAGGAGAAAGAGGCAUUUGAGAAACUCAUUAGGGAGAAGGCCAGCAUGGUCAUCCCUGAGGAACGAGAAGGCCGCGACGAGACAAACCUGGAUCUGGCCAGAGGCUCCACAUCCAGCAAUGUCACCCCCGACACGCGUAAAGCGGGUGGCCAGGACCAGGGUGGCCCCACGCAGAGCAUCGUGGUGGACCUGCGCGAGUUCCGCAGCGAGCUGCCUGCACUCAUCCACCGGCGGGGCAUCGACGUGGAGCCCGUGACGCUGGAGGUGGGCGACUACAUCCUGAGCCCGGACAUGUGCGUGGAGCGCAAGACCCUCAGCGACCUCAUCGGCUCCCUGAACAACGGGCGCCUGUACGGUCAGUGCGUGUCCAUGGGCCGCUACUACCCGCGGCCCCUGCUGCUCAUCGAGUUCAACCCCGGCCGGUCCCUGGCGCUGGGGGUGCGCGGCGCACCGCAGCCCGAGCUGUCCGGCGCCGACGUCACGGCCAAGCUGGCCCUGCUGACCCUGCACUUCCCCCGCCUGCGCCUGCUCUGGUGCCAGUCCCCGCACGCGGCCGCUGAGCUCUUCGAGGAGCUCAAGCGCCACAAGCCGCAGCCCGACGCCGCUGCUGCCGCCGCCGUCACUGCUGACUCGGACACUCUGCCCGAGUCCGACCGCUACAACCCGGGCCCCCAGGACUUCCUGCUGCGCAUGCCCGGGGUCAGCGCCAAGAACUGCCGCGCACUCAUGAGUCGCGUGCGCAGCAUCGCCGAGCUGGCGGGCCUGUCGCAGGCGCAGCUGGCCGACGUGCUGGGCAACGCAGCCAGUGCCCGGCAGCUGCACGACUUCAUCCACACGCCCUACACCGCGGCCGCCCCCGGCCCCGCCCUGGCCAAGGGCAAAGGGAAGAAGUGACGCACCCCAC
Messenger RNA from Sorex fumeus (smoky shrew), 2859 nucleotides. RefSeq names its product ERCC excision repair 4, endonuclease catalytic subunit (gene ERCC4). Gene Ontology annotation, biological process: resolution of meiotic recombination intermediates; double-strand break repair via homologous recombination; nucleotide-excision repair involved in interstrand cross-link repair. The record is from RefSeq and is a predicted model, not a curated record. NCBI's taxonomy places the organism in Eukaryota, Metazoa, Chordata, Mammalia, Eulipotyphla, Soricidae. Gene Ontology annotation, molecular function: single-stranded DNA endonuclease activity; single-stranded DNA binding; damaged DNA binding. The transcript is spliced from 11 exons. Gene Ontology annotation, cellular component: nucleotide-excision repair factor 1 complex. Bases 84 to 2849 code for a protein of 921 amino acids.